CCAACGUGAUCGAUGCGGCCGGCCGCGCUUUCGCUCUUAGAGCGCCGUUUACGGCAUGCGAAUUCCGAAUUUGAAGAAACUUCCUACGUUUCAACUCUGGACGGCGAUUAUUACGAUUGGAUUGAUUGCAUUAGGACAAGACGCUCCUUUUUUGACUGUGGUGACUUGCUGUCAAAUGAAACGAUAGAUGAAUUUGCUUCAAAUCAGAGCUUAUUUCACAUUUCUAAUGAUACGUCAUUUUAUUAUACUUCAACCCCCAGAAAACCGUCUCAGGAUGAAGAAGAACUGAGAGAACUUUAUAGAGUGGUUGUGCCUGUAAUGUUAACAGCCUGUAUUCUUUCACUUGUUUUUAAUCUGAUUAUAGUUUACAGUGUUAGAUGGUUACGAAAAUCACUGUCUCCUACUCUGUAUCUAAGUCUUUCUCUUGCAGUAGCAGAUGCAUAUGCUUCUUUGGUUUUAGGAGUGGGGUUAGUAGUAAAUAGUCUACUACCUACUGUAUAUGGUGUGGAUCUGGGACCUUUUAAUGCUUGCUAUUUGCUUGUUUUAGAAGCGUUCAGAUUAGGAGGAAUUGUUGUUGCAGUUUUACAUCUUCUUGCACUUGCUAUCAAUCAUUAUGUAGGAAUACUAAGACCUCUACAUUACGCCUCAACAGUUACUCGCAGAACUGUAAUGUGGGCAAUGGCUGCUAUGUGGAUAUUACCAGUUGUGGUUUUCUUGGCUUAUUUUUCGUUAGUUCCCAAUGAUGGUUUUAGAUCUUUUCAGUGCUCCAGCUACGAUUUUCUCCUCCGAAUACCUUUCCGAGUGACAGUUUCUGUGCUUUUCUUUGUACCUCUGAUCUUAAUGUCCAUCAUGUACGUGCAUAUGUUUAUUGUGGUCAAACGACACCAGCGUGGUGUGCUUCAGUUGCCCUCUAGUCGACAGCUUCAUAAGAGUGUUAAAGCUAUUAUUACAACUUUGCUUAUUCUUGGAACUUACGUCCUAGGAUGGAUGCCCGCUGUUCUUUACUUCAUUCUCACCUGCCUGGACUGUCCAGUACCCUUCACAGAAAUUCAUUUAUGGGUGCGUGUUCCGGUCGGCAUAAUUACCAAUUCAAUGAUUGUGAUAAAGUCAUUUGUGGACCCCAUAAUAUACGUUGUGCGCAUGCCAGAAAUUAAAGGAGCUAUGAGAUCCAUUUUCAGGACAAGAUGUGGUUUUAUUGUGGAUGAAACGGGAGAUCACCCAAAGUCUAAGUCUGAAAUGAAUCGUCUUACAAUUCUAGGGGCUUCUAGAAGAACAACAGUGGAUAUGAAAUCUAAUAGUUGCAAUGGCGGGGAUGUACAGAUGAUGGCUUGAACCCCAUUACCCUGUUGAAGUUUACAA
Messenger RNA from Stegodyphus dumicola, 1359 nucleotides. Its product is annotated as adrenocorticotropic hormone receptor-like. Gene Ontology annotation, molecular function: G protein-coupled receptor activity. Gene Ontology annotation, cellular component: plasma membrane. NCBI's taxonomy places the organism in Eukaryota, Metazoa, Arthropoda, Arachnida, Araneae, Eresidae. The record is from RefSeq and is a predicted model, not a curated record. Gene Ontology annotation, biological process: G protein-coupled receptor signaling pathway.